Molecule: messenger RNA, 957 nt
Organism: Lactuca saligna
Lineage: Eukaryota; Viridiplantae; Streptophyta; Magnoliopsida; Asterales; Asteraceae
Source: the annotation of a GenBank genome assembly
AUGGUGGAGGCACAGUCAUGGACAACUCGCCGGAGCAGCAACCCUAGGUUCGAAACCUCCGUGGACAUCCCCUCCACACCGACCGGAGAAGUUCGAUACGGCACCACGAACAACAUCUUCGCCUCCUUCUCCGCCACAUCAUUCGUCUCUCCCACUAUCCUCACUGCACUCAUUAUCGCGUCAUGUCUCAUCGCAAUUCGUUGGUUUCAAGUCGUGCCGUUCCAGCAGAUUUUAUCGCGAAAACAAUUUCUGAAGAUCUUCGCCUUAUCUGCUAUUUUUUGCUUUUCGGUUGUUUGUGGAAAUACGUCAUUGAGAUAUCUACCUGUUUCGUUUAAUCAAGCUAUUGGCGCAACUACGCCUUUUUUCACAGCUAUCUUCGCUUUCCUGAUUACUUGUAAGAAGGAAUCUGCUGAGGUUUACUUAGCGUUAAUGCCUGUCGUUUUCGGUAUAGUUUUGGCGAGUAAUAGCGAGCCUUUGUUUCAUUUGUUUGGUUUUUUGAUGUGUGUGGGAUCGACCGCCGGCAGAGCGUUGAAAUCGGUGGUGCAAGGGUUAUUGUUGACUUCAGAUUCGGAGAAACUCCAUUCGAUGAACCUAUUGUUGUAUAUGGCGCCAAUGGCAGCCAUGAUAUUAUUACCUCUCACUUUGUACAUAGAAGGAAACGUGUUCUCAAAGACAAUUGAUAAAGCGAGAAACGAUUCGUUUAUGGUGUUUUUGUUGAUCGGAAAUGCUACGGUGGCGUAUUUGGUGAACUUGACGAACUUUCUGGUCACAAAACACACGAGUGCCCUGACUUUGCAGGUGCUCGGAAACGCCAAGGCGGCUGUAGCGGCGGUGGUGUCUGUUUUAAUUUUUAAGAAUCCGGUGAAUGUUAUGGGAAUUUCAGGGUUCGCCGUGACAAUAAUGGGAGUGGUUCUUUACAGUGAAGCAAAAAAGAGAUCGAAAGUUACAGCUCAUUGA